This is a messenger RNA of Prunus armeniaca (apricot), 216 nucleotides long. NCBI's taxonomy places the organism in Eukaryota, Viridiplantae, Streptophyta, Magnoliopsida, Rosales, Rosaceae. The record is from the annotation of a GenBank genome assembly.
AUGAUCAUCCCAGUGCGCUGUUUCACCUGCGGAAAGGUCAUUGGAAACAAAUGGGAUACGUAUCUUGACCUUCUGCAAGCAGAUUACACCGAAGGAGAUGCACUUGAUGCAUUGGGUUUGGUCCGUUAUUGCUGUCGGCGAAUGCUUAUGACUCACGUCGACCUCAUCGAGAAGCUUCUGAACUACAAUACUUUGGAGAAGUCUGAAAACAGCUGA